Molecule: messenger RNA, 7387 nt
Organism: Caretta caretta (loggerhead turtle)
Lineage: Eukaryota; Metazoa; Chordata; Testudines; Cheloniidae
Source: RefSeq, a predicted model, not a curated record
UUUUUCUUAAUUGAUACAUCUUUAGUUAGUUUGUUGCAGGAUUGGCUACAAACAUUGUCUUUGCUGUGAAAACUGAGAUACAGUUUUCCUUUGGUAAGUAACUGGUCCUUUGGUAACCUGAUUAUUGUUGUGAUUUUUUUAUGUAAGGGACCAUGUAUCACAAAUGUAAGUUUGCCUGGUGCCAAGAUAGACUGGAGUACCUAAAGGAGACUGCCUGUGACUCCACAGUUAGGCUGCUAUAGUGCCUGAGGAAUUCACACUUGUUACUUGGUUGGUGAAAUCUAAGUAUAGAACUCACAACCAAUUUGGGGUUUGUGCCCUGGUUUGUAACAGUCUGUCCUGAGGCUGGAACUCAAGUUUGUGAGCCACUCCAGAUGGCUUGACAAAAACAGACAGACAUAUAUACAUAUACCCCACACACCCAGGAAACAGCUUAAGCAGUGCCACAUUGCCCACUGCUAACAUCACAUAAAAAUACUUAACCUACGUUGCAUUUGUUGCUAAGUAGAUUAAGGUAUACAGUUUCAAGCUGGAGCAAUUCACUUUCUAAGCACUCAGGUCCGGUCUGCUCUAGAAUGCUAGUAGGUGGCCAAGCGAAGCAAGGCCCUACAGGCAACUUCAUGGCAUUUCCCUGUUUGCUUGUGUGUAAUGAGAUACUUUGGAACACUGCAUCCAGGCACUUCCAGAGUUGCAGGGAAUGUUCAGGGCAUCAAUAGGCAGAACCUAUUGAUUUUGCUGAAAAUGGGGGGAAACUGGAAAAGCCCGACUCAGAGGAAAAUCUAAGCCUCCAGACUAAUCAGUGCUGGAGGCUCUCUAGGCUCUCCCUGCUGCUGCCUACAAAUAUCAGAGGGAGCAGAAUAACUUGCUGAGUGGGAAGAUUGAACUCAAGGCUAUAGUCAACAGAAAUAAGAAGGUCUAACAGAAAGGUUUUUUUAAGGGAAAGUGGGUUCUAGGGUGGAGGUGUGGGGGAGAAGAGACCAGAAGUGGGGAGGAAGCAGGGGCCCCAUGGAAGGAAGGAAAAUAGUGGUCAUGGGGGAAGUGGAGUUGGAGGGGAAUGUAGGGAAGCAGGGACCCAGAGUGGAGAUGGAGGCAAAAGCAGGGACCCAAUGCAAGGGAGAGCAGGAACUGUUUAACAAACCUUAGUUUUUCUGCUCAACCUCUGCAGUUAUUGACUCUGACAGAAGAGUCCCAUGUAGAGGAGAUUCCUAGCCAGGGCUUGAGGGGGAAAGAAGGGUUCUAUUGGGAGAAGGGUGUGAACUUCUGGGAUCAGGAGGGAAGAGGAUGGGGGCUCCAGGUCACUGGAGGGUAAAGGACAAAGCAAGUCGAGUAUAGGAGCUAAGGAAUAUCUUUAACUCCACCCAUGCCCCCCAUCAUCUCCAUUUUUCCUCCCACUCCCGACAUCCUCUCCCUCACUAAGUUGCUGCAGACAGUGGAAUCUCUGUGGUGCCCCUUGCUGAUGCCUACACACAUCACAGGUGGAAAUAGCUCACUUUCGCAUAGGUUGUACAGCUAGGCCUACAGAAGGAACAAAAUGUGUGACCGUCAAGUUACACUGUUGUGAAAUGGAAUGCUGUAUGGCCAUCUCUAGCAUUUUUCUGCGGAGAAACAGGUUUUCAGGGGGUGCUGGAGCUAGUGUCAUGAUGAUACUAGAAUCUCGGCCGCCUCACGAAGUUCAUCCCUGCCUGAAGCCAGCAAAGUAUCUCCCUUUCGUUCACUAUUCUCAGAGCAGGGAAGGGAGGAGGAGGAAGCAGAGAGCCCAGCAUAGAUCCACUCCCUCCUGAAAGAAAGAAUGACAGAACAGCACUUCUUCUCCUCCCACAUUCUGCUAUGGCAGACACUCAGAAUGUUUCAGUCUUUCCACAUUCAAAACAUUUAAGCAGGUCCUUAAUCUGGGUCCCUUCCCUCCCAUGCUGCUGUCUUUUCUUAUGCUCAUACUGCCUUCUGUUGCACUCAAAUCUUCUGUGCACCAGAAACACACAUGAAAACAACAGUGGUUUCCCAACCAGUGCUGCUGCGUCCCAAAUCUCACCAUCUCUCCUUUUCUGCUGCAUGGCCCACUGUUCCUUUUGCUGCUGCCACUGCUACUCCAGCAAAAAAAUUGCCCACAACCACUGUUGCUGUUAGAACAGUAAAAGAAAACAUCCUCUAUUCUCUACUAUGCCUUGAUGAGAAGGGGUCCACAGGAUCCUGCCAACUACACCAAUUUCUAACUAGCCAGCCACCACUGCCUCAUGGCCAGUCAUGGCUAUAUGGUACCCUGCCUGUUUGCCCUUUUCAGGGCCUUUUAAGAACUCCACACAGUGCCUGGGGCUGGUUUAAUAACCAACACACCACUCCUGUCUGGGGCUGGUUUAACAACCAAAACAAUCCUUAAGGUCCCAAAAUAAAGUCCAUCACCACAACACAAAAAUUCAUACUCAGCUCUGGCUUCUUCUAACAUACACAGAGCUCUUCUUCUGUCCCAGCAUGCUCUUCAUAAACUCACUUAUUUCAGUCCUUCCUAGGUGGAGCUCAGCCUUCGACUCUGUCUUUCAGGCACAAACCCUUCUCCCAGUCAGUAGUCUUCUGUAGGGACCUCCUAUACACUACAGCUCUAUACCACAAAUUCCUCGCCCAGGUUCCUGUUCCCCUCUGACUCUUUAGAAACCAGCUGUCCUCUGUCAGAUCUCAUCAAGAGACUGUUAAUGGUCCCAUUCCACCCUGUGACAGUGAGCAAUGCUCACACACACACACAGAGGAUGGGUAGGGGAAAUUCAAAAAUCAAGAGACCAUAACCACAAUAUUAUCUUUUUUUUAUCUCAAUUUUCGGGGGCACUCAUCAUUUUGGGAGGUCCAACGCAUGAUUUUUGAUCUCUUGAGAUUGGCAAUAUUGGGAAUAGUCUCCGACAAUCAGAGCCUUGUGAAGUUACUAACUCACAACUCUGUGAUUGUCAUUAACUAUACAGCCUGCAGAUAUCUGCACUAAGAUUGGCUGAAGACAUUAGUAGCUAGUCAGAGCACAGAGCAGCUAGGCAAAGUGUUCUCUAAGUCAGUGUAAGAAAACAGGCAAUGAAGCAGGAUCCAGAAUAGUGUCAGCUCAUCAGGAUAGGCAAAUCCUACCUAAUUUUGUGGCAGUUGAACACUUUUUAAGUACAGACAGUUGUUUUUAUUGUUCUUUCUUAAGAGGUUCACAUUACUGCUUGACCCAUUGUUGAUUUCAUCCAGAAUGUUCUAGCCCAGAAGUUUUCAAACUUUGGGAUACCUUUUCAAGCCAAGGGGGGAAAUCCCUGGUUUUAUUACAUUAAGACUGAUGAAGAAGUAGAUCUAAUUGCUGCUCCUUCAAGGUCAAAGCUUGAGGUGUGGCCCCUACCUGGCUCCUGGAAAAGGAGGUACUAAUAACCCUCCUGCCUGUAGGAAUGGCCAUUUCUCUGUGAAGAGAAACUAACAAGUAGUAUGAAAGUUAUUCUAUUCUCUCUUCCCCACAGAAAAGAGGAUUAGGGGGGGUUUCCUUUUCUCUCCACCCACAUGAGCAUAGUCAGCGACGAGUGUCUCACAACUCCUUACCUCUCUCUCCUCAAUUUCUUUGGCUCCUGAGAAUUAUGCCUCAUUUCUCACAUACUGGUUACAGAGCACAGUGCAGCUCUCAGGAACCAUUGAAGUAGAUCAGUCAGGGAGAACAGAAGCUUCCUAUUUCUUACAACAGCAACACAAUUUUGAAAAAUAGAAAUGAUUAGAGAGAGGAUCCUCCCUAUUGAAGCCUCUUGUUUACAAACUGAAAACAGGCCACACAUUUGUUUAUUAUGCAGUAAAUAUAAUGGCGACACACUUUCCACCAUGUAGAUCAGAGAAUAGCAAAAAAUGCUCCAGAGAUCCUAACUCAGGGGUUAUAGUUGGUCUGAGGGAGCGUUUUCUGUACAGAAGUGAGAUGGGGAAGGGGGAGGCAGUGCCAAGCAGCCACACAAAUGUUCUUGGCCCUCUGAUUUAUCCAUGUUCAAUGCAUAUCUUGGAGUUUCUGUGCACUUGGGAAAUUAAACCUUUUGCCAGUUCCAUAAUAAACCCCAUCUCAUGCUCAGACAGAACAAUUCCAAGAAUACAUCACAAGUAGAUACAGAGUUUUGUUGUUCUUAUGUGAGCGAAUCCAUGUAGGGAUAGCAUGUGGCUUAAAGUGUGUAGCAACUCAUGCUAAUAGCUAAUCAUGGCUCUGUGUCUCUCUUGCUGUAAAUAUCAGAUCCGAUGACUGGCUUUUACUAUUUUUGUUCUAUGGCAGACAAGGCUUACAAAUCAGCUGCUGACUCCCAUAGCCGCCUCCCUCCUUCACAAUUCACUGAACCACAAUAUGAGGUUACUGUACAUAUUGUAAGUAGGGACAUGAAAGAACUAUGUGUAGCACAGUGAUCUGAAAUGAAAACAAUAAGGUCAAGAGUGUAGGCAAGCAGCUUCAGUUUAAUUUCAAAUCUCCCGAUACUUAGCACGGAACAGCUGUAUCCUGAAGAUAGUACAUUUGGCCUAUAGAUAGGAAUAAGAAAGGAUUUACCAGCAAGAAGAUAAGUAUAAGUGUGUGCCAAUAUAUUAUUGUAGGAGGUAGCUCUCUAUAAAACUAAUAUAAGUUACCGUGAUAUAAACGAAAAUAGGUAUGUUGUUUUUAUGAUGUAAGAGGGUCCCAGCCACAUGAAGCAAAACCUGUAAAUAACUUUUGAGGAUUUCUGGCAAAAUAGAGCUACUGUCCUAGAGGUCAGAUCAGAAUUGGACACCUAAUCAAAUAGAAGUAUAUCCUCUGAGUUUGGGUGAUGUGCCCUAAGAGCCUGAUCUAAAGCUUACUGAGGUAAAGGAAAAGACGCCAUUUGACAUCAGUGGACAUUGGAUGACCCUGUCUUCCUCAAUUGUGGAAAGAAAAUAAGAAAUGGGCUAGACUUUCCCAGUAAGAGAAACUGAGCUCCCACAAUAGACAGCUUCUCUUUACAGUGUAUCUGAGAGAAGACAGGAUAAGGAAGGAUAAGGAAGUUGAGUGCCUAACUACCAUUUGUAAUUUUUGAACAUCACCCCCUGGGUCUUCCCAGUGUGUCCACAAAGACAACCAGAGACAAUCAGAGCACCACAUUCAAGGACAAGAAAAUCUAAGAAUCUUAACUCUGUAUAUCUUGCACCUUCUUCCAGUGCUCUCACCCUGCAGCUGUAUCAGUUAAGUCUUCUCUAGAUUCACACCCAGUUACCAAUGUAUAAUUUGCUUCUCUCCUACAAACCUUUAUACGUUACCUGUGAAUUUGGCUCACUAGGCCCUGGUCUAUAGGAGUUGAGGUCGAAUAUAGCAGUGUUAAAUCUAUUUAAAUCUGCACCCGUCCACACAACGAAGCCCCUUUUUUCAACUUAAAGGGCUCUUAAAAUCGAUUUCUUUACUCCACCCCCGACAAGGGGAUUAGCGCUGAAAUCGGCCUUGCCUGGUCGAAUUUGGGGUAGUGUGGAUGCAACUCGGCAGUAUUGGCCUCCGGAAGCUAUCCCAGAGUGCUCCAUUGUGACCGCUCUGGACAGCACUCUCAACUCAGAUGCACUGGCCAGGUAAACAGGAAAAGGCCUGUGAACUUUUGAAUCUCAUUUCCUGUUUGGCCAGCGUGGCAAGCUGCAGGUGACCAUGCAGAGCUCAUCAGCAGAGGUGACCAUGAUGGAGUCCCAGAAUCGCAAAAGAGCUCCAGAUGGACCGAAUGGGAGGUACGGGAUCUGAUCGCUGUAUGGGGAGAGGAAUCCGUGCUAUCAGAACUCCGUUCCAGUUUUCGAAAUGCCAAAACAUUUGUCAAAAUCUCCCAGGGCAUGAAGGACAGAGGCCAUAACAGGGACCCGAAGCAGUGCCGCGUGAAACUUAAGGAGCUGAGGCAAGCCUACCAGAAAACCAGAGAGGCAAAUGGCCGCUCUGGGUCAGAGCCCCAAACAUGCCGCUUUUAUGAUGAGCUGCAUGCUGUUUUAGGGUGUUCAGCCACCACUACCCCAACCGUCUGCUUUGACUCCGUCAAUGGAGAGGGAGGCAACACGGAAGCAGGUUUUGGAGACAAGGAAGAUGAUGAGGAGGAGGUUGUAGAUAGCUCACAGCAAGCAAGCGGAGAAACCGGUUUUCCUGACAGCCAGGAACUGUUUCUCACCCUGGACCUGGAGCCAGUACCCCCCGAACCCACCCAAGGCUGCCUCCCAGACCCGCCAGGCGGAGAAGGGACCUCUGCUGCGUGUGUUUCAGGAUCUUCUCCUUCCCAGAGGCUAGCGAAGAUUAGAAGGCAAAAAACGGCACUCGCAAUGAAAUGUUCUCUGACCUCAUGCUGUCCUCCCACACUGACAGAGCACAGACGAAUACGUGGAGGCAGACAAUGUCAGAGUGCAGGAAAGCACAAAAUGAACACGAGGAGAAGUGGCGGGCUGAAGAGAUGCAACUGAAAUAUACUUUCUGGAGAGGAUAUUACAGAUCAGCUUCACUUUGUAAGGAACUCCCUCUUCUCAUUUACUGCCUUUAACUGUAAAACAACGUAUAGAGGAGAAGCUUGUGAAAAUCUGUUUUACUUGUACCAGGCCUAGAGUAGAAUUGCUUUCUUACAAUGCAUAUUCAUAUGUACAAUUAUUAUUUAUUACAGUAGUGCCUAGAGGUUCCAGUCAUGAUGGAAGAUCUAUCAUUAUGCUAAAGCACAGAGUAAAAAACAGUCCUUGCUCUAAAGAACUUGCAAUCCAAACAAAGAAAAAAAGUAGUUACCAACAGCUCAAAAAUACAUAGAAUGUUGAUCACAUUUCCCCGAACCAGCCUUUCCUGUAUUCUAUGUAUAUGCCACAACCAACCCAUAGUGGCCACCUCUCACCAGGCCCACCCCAAAAAAAUUGCUAAAGCUUAAUCUGAGCGAAUAAAACAAAGACAGUCAGAAAAUCAGACUGGUGAAAAGUGUCUCAGAGCCUGCUUCUGGUUCCCAUCUUCUCUGCUCCAUGUGGAAGGACCUGGGGGUAGCUCCUGGCAAGGUGUCAUAAAUAUAAAGGGAAGGGUAAACCCCUUUGAAAUCCCUCCUGGCCAGAGGAAAAACUCCUCUCACCUGUAAAGGGUUAAGAAGCUAAAGGUAACCUCGCUGGCACCUGACCCAAAUGACCAAUGAGGAGACAAGAUACUUUCAAAAGCUGGGAGGAGGGAGAGAAACAAAGGGUCUGUGUGUCUGUCUGCUGUUUCUGCCGGGGAUAGACCAGGAAUGGAGUCUUAUUACUUUUAGUAAGUAAUCUAGCUAGGUAUGUGUUAGAUUAUGAUUUCUUUAAAUAGCUGAGAAAAGAAUUGUGCUGAAUAGAAUAACUAUUUCUGUCUGUGUAUCUUUUUUUGUAACUUAAGGUUUUGCCUAGAGGGGUUCUCUAUGUUUUGAAUCUAAUUACCCUGUAAGGUAUCUACCAUCCUGAUUUUACA